GGCUGCUUAAUAGCUCUCAUUUCAGAAUCGCAGGGACGUUGUGUUAUCCGAGGGAGACCAGUGGGCCAAGGGCCUGGCGUAUAUUCAGCGAUUACUUAAUACGGAAUCUAUUUCAUCUUUUAAAAAGGGACUGACAAACUCUUCAGUUGAACCGACCGACUUGUAUAAGAAGAGUUUCUAUAACUUUUCCAUGCCAAAAAUCAGCAUGAAAAAUGCGAAUUUCAGUGUUGAUGACCUACAAAAAAAAGUGAAUGUUCCAGCACCGAAGAAGCCCGUAGCCAGCUGCCGCGGAAACAGCUUCGAGUCCUGGAAACGCAAGAAACGACACGAACACAACAUCAUCAUCGAGAACAGCGUCGACGAAGACAAGAUGCCAAUCUGGAGGGCCAAGGACCAAGCCGACUCUUACAUGGCUGCCACGGAAACUGAAAACCUUAUCCUAAAAGCCAAAGACGCCGUUAAACCGAACGAUAAAUACGCAGACGAAAGAAGCGCAAGGAACAGCUUCAAAACGCAAUCAACAAAAUACAAUAGGAUGCUGAAAAAUGAUAACAAUAUGGCGAAUAUUAAUAAUAAGCAGUUUACGUUGUAUGAGAUUGGGGAUCCGGAGUUCUGGCACAACGUCAACGUGCAACUGUUCGAGAAGGAGAGCGACAGCAGCGGCAAGACUGUGUGGAAUGAUCUCACCAUGGGGAAUAUCGCCAGCGUGGGCCCGCAGAGCCCGCAGUACGAGGGCCCCGGGCUGGCGGCGCAGUACCGCUCGCUGGACUGGCUGGACCGCGCCCAGUUCUCGCUGCCCAACCAGCCUCUCUGCUUGCUGGUGGCCGAGGGCGAUCCCUUCGACGAACGAGUUGACAGUGAAGGGUCCCUAUUGGUGCAGUGCGCUGCGUUGUGUCGCGUCAUCGUCCACGCAAAAGGAAUGGUCAUUAAAAAUAUGGCAGCGACGCAUUAA
Plutella xylostella (diamondback moth) is the source of this 952-nucleotide messenger RNA. The record is from RefSeq and is a predicted model, not a curated record. NCBI's taxonomy places the organism in Eukaryota, Metazoa, Arthropoda, Insecta, Lepidoptera, Plutellidae.